CUCAAACCUGACAAGGCUCAGAAAGUUAAAAGCAUACCUCCACUGACCAUCCCCAAGGCUAAUUUUGUCAGUACAACACUGAAACUGCAGAGAUCUCCGGGAUCAACUGACCAUUACAUCUUUGCCCCACUGAGCCACUACAGCUCUACAGGACAUCAUAAUGGAGAACAUCGGCAUAAGACGAAAGAGAAGCAAAAUGGAUCUAGGACUCCGACCUCACCCCCUACUUCCAAUAAAGAUUCUGUCUUUGUAGGGGAGAGGCAGCGAGUGCCCACCAUCAAAAUAUCAGAUAUCAACAGAAAUCCC
Lymnaea stagnalis (great pond snail) is the source of this 306-nucleotide messenger RNA. The record is from the annotation of a GenBank genome assembly. Lineage: Eukaryota; Metazoa; Mollusca; Gastropoda; Lymnaeidae.